ACAGAUCCGCUAAUAAAUAUAUAUUCAACCGUGCGUCCAUUGUAGUACUAUUAUAGGUAUUUCUGCUACUGAUGGUGGUGUGUUUAGUGAGCGACUCGCGUAGUAUAGUACACGUUGUGAUGAUAUAAGCGUUGACUAAAUGCACAGUGACAUACUGGUUAUCGACCAGUUAUAUUAUAUUCUAUUGUUGUCGAGGAGCGAGCGCUGAAAUAUUCAACUAAUACAACAAUAGCAGAAUAAUUAUUGUAUUGUCUAACAUUGAAGUGAUAAAAAAUUAAGUGUAAAAGUGAACCAAAUAGUUUUUUGUGUGAAGUGAAGUUUUCAUUUUCCCCAAUAUUUUUUUAAAUAUACUUAAAUGUGCUAAAACAUUAAAAAUAUAAAAUAAAUACAAAACUAUAUUAAAUUGUGUCAAAAUGACAACAACGCAAGCAAAAAGAACUUAUACAAAUCGUAAAAUAUUUUCGUUACCAGAUGAUUACACUUUACGAUCGAAUAAAAAUCGCUCAUCAACUGCAACUCGUAAAAAUGAAGAUAUUGUUAAAUUAGUGAAAUAUAUUGAUGAAAGUAUUAUUGGGAAAAAUUCUACAUUUCAAGGACCAUUUGGACGACGUAAAGUUGUAUAUUGUGAUUAUGUGGCAUCUGGACGAUCAUUACAAUUUAUUGAAGAAUAUAUUAUAAAAGAAGUUUUACCAAGUUAUGGAAAUACACAUGCUAGUACAAAUAUUACAUCAUUACAAUCUACACUAUUUAGACAAGAAGCCCGUGACAUAAUACGAAAUGCAGUGAAUGCAUCCGAUGAUGAUGUUGUCAUUUUUGCUGGACAUGGGUCUACGGCAGCAGUACAAAAAUUAUUAUCGGUUCUUGGAUUACAUCGUGGUGAUGUAGAACCACCGAUCGUUUUUGCUGGCUCAUGUGAUCACCAUACAAAUUUAUUACCAUGGCGAGAAAUUGGUGCUCAAGUUGUCAAAAUCAAUGAAACAAAAGAAGGUCAUUUAGAUUUAAAUGAUCUUGAAAAUCAAUUACAAAUGCAUUAUCAUGAUGGCAAAAUGUUAAUUGGUUGUUUCUCAGCUGUAUCAAAUAUUACGGGUAUUGAAACGGAUACAGUUGCGACAACAUUAAUUUUACAUCAAUAUGGUGCAUUAUCAUUUUGGGACUAUGCAACAGCAGCACCCUAUACACAAAUUGAUAUGAAUCCAGAAUUUCCUGAAUUAAGUCAACCAACCGUAUUUAAAGAUGCUAUUUUCUUUUCUGGUCAUAAAUUUAUUGGUGGCUUACAAACUCCAGGAAUUCUUAUCGCAAAAAAAUCAUUAUUUCGACGAACUAUCCCUGAUUAUUGUAUUCAAAUGUUAGAUCAUCAUUUUACUAGCAUGGAACAAUAUGUCCAGGAUACUGAGCUACGUCAAGAAGGUGCAACGGCCGCUGUUGUUGAAUCAAUUCGAGCAGCUUUAGCUGUGCAAUUAAAAGAAACUGUUGGUGUGACUUCUAUUAUGUCAAAAGCAGAAAAAAUUUCAAGAAAUAUGUUGGCACACAUUCGUACAAUUCCCGAAAUAUUACUUUUGGGAAGUGGAUGUCAAAUACAAAAACGUUUGCCGAUUUUCUCAUUUAUGGUACGUCAUCCACGUGGAACAUUUUUACAUCAUAAUUUCGUUUGUGCUGUGCUAAAUGAUGUAUUUGGAAUUCAAGGGCGUGCUGGAUGCGCAUGUGCUGGGCCAUAUGCUCAAGAUUUACUGGGAAUAGACGAUGAUCUCGCUGCAGAAUAUGAAAGUAUUUUAACAGAAGAUAGAGUUUCAGAACAAUUACAAACGAGAUAUAUUUCAAAACAUUCAAAUUUGGAAGUACUUCGCCCAGGAUUUACACGAAUCAGUUUACCGUAUUGUAUGUCUGAACCAGAAGUUACUUAUGUAAUGGAAGCUAUUAAAAUGGUAGCAACCGAAGGUUGGAAAUUAUUACCUCAAUAUGUUUUAAGUCAAGAAACCGGUGAAUGGCGUCAUCAUACUAACAUGAUGUGUAAAGAUCGUAAAUGGCUAUCUUCUAUCAGAUACACAGACGGAAAAAUGCUCACAAAUGAGCGUAGAAUAUCGGGGCCUGGGACAUUUCCACAAAGUUAUGCUGAUUGCCUCCAGACAGCUAGAAAUAUAUUCAAUCGUGCUCGAAAAAUGGCACAAAAACAUCCAGUUUCUGAACAAUGUUUAAUGUUAGAUGCACAAACUGAAAAAUUACGGUGGUUUAUGUUACCAAGUGAAGCGCAAGAUUUAUUACUUGGUAAUUCACAAAAUGUCAAGCAUGAUGUACCUUUUCAACCGGUUACAUUUUUUGGCUCACGGCAUAGUUUUACGGAACAACAAAGUCCAAAACAACGUACUCAUAACGCAACUCCUUAUGGAUCACCGAGACAUUUUAGUUUACCUGUAAUGGAUGAUAAAAGUCCAUUUUAUUAUCCCUUGCCACCGUCAACACCCACUGGAUUCGCCAAAUAUAUGACCCAUGAUGAAAGUCCUCGAACUGUGCAACCCGUUCAAUUUGCAGUCGGUGGAGCUGUUACAGUAAGUGCUACUCCCAAAUUGAAAAAAGUAGCUGAAAUUAAUUCCCCGCUAUUUGCUCGAAAUCGAUGCUACAGUUUAGGUUCUGAAAACUCAUCACCACCAUCACUUAGUCCUCAACAAAUUCCUGUACGCAUUGGUGGAGCUGUAGUAAGAAAUGGACAUUAUGUUAGUCAUAAUGACUUAGUUGCAUUCGAACAAGAAGUUGUUAUGUCUCCACAAAAUAGUAUUACCCACACGAGUGGAUCAAGUGGAUCUGGAAGUGACUGUAGUAUUGUUGGUCGCGCAUCGCCAAAUUUAGCUCUAUCGCGUCAUAAUACUGACAAUCUUCAGGCAUAUUUAAAAGAAGUGACAAAAGAAUUGGCUACAGAAAUUAAAUCUGAAAUUCGAGGAGUGAUUUCCUGUGUUGAAGAUGUAUUAGAAAAUACAGAUUCCGUAGAUAUGAGUAGUUUACCAUUUAUGGCCGAAAGACAUAAUAGUUCUAGCGAUGAAAGUCGUGGUGAUUCAGUAUCGGCAAAUGAUGUUUGCGAAUAUUUAGUAGGUGUUUCAAAAGAAAUGGCAAGUGAAGUAAAAUCUGAAAUUCGUGAAAUGGUUAGCGCUGUUGAUAUUCAACUUGAUAAGCCAUCUAGACAGAGUCGAUUUAGCUCAGAGCGUUUACAACUUUGCACAGGCGCUAUACCAAAGCAUAGUAGAGCGAGUCAAGAGAAUGAUAAUUUGUCAACUGAAUCGAUUGUUAAUCCAUUAAAUAAAUCACACAGUAGUUCCAAAUUAAGUGACGAUCAUUCUAGUUUAGAUUUAGAUAUAAAAGCACAUCCUCAUGUUUGGCCUACAAUUAACAGUGUCAGUUCCCAAGAUAGUGGUAUCAAUUUAUCUUUUCAAGAACAAGAUUCAGUUUUAUCACAGGCAAACAUUAAUUCUGAUCAUAAACAACGUAGUAGUUCCGAAUCAUCAACAUGUCGGCGAUUACGUAAAAACAAUGGUGUAUUUCCUAGUCCAAGAACCUUCUAUUCGCAACGGCCUGUUGGUAGUGAUAUUCAAGAAACUAAAGACUCAACUAGUGAUUUAGCACAACAAAUUGAUGAACGGCUUAAAUUUGAUUCUCCGGAUGAUAAAAAAGCUUGGUAUACUCCACCAAAAAAUAUUUGGAAACCAGUUUUAGAGGCCACAAAUGAAUUCGAUAUGAUACUCCAUGGAGAUAAAGUAUUAAUUUGUGUAGCUGGUGAUAUUAGUUCGUUAACAUUAUUACACACUCUACUCCAAUAUCAGUAUUAUUUACAAAAUAAAGGCAUUGACUUCACGAUUGGUGCUACUGCAAUAUAUCAUUCAAAGGCCUUAUACGACACUACGACAUUAGUUUCUUAUUUAGAAUCAUUAAAUAUCAAAUAUUAUCAAUUAGACGAAGUAAAUCAAAAUUUAAAUAUUUCUGAAUCUACUGAUGAAACACUUGCACAAUAUUCCACAACUCUUGACGAUUCCGCAUUCAUAAAUUCCAAAAUACAAGCACAACUAUAUACAUUAUCGAAAAAAGAAGGUUUUAAUGUUUUGGCAGUCGGACAUCAUUUGGAUGAUUUGGCUGAAGAAUUCGUAAAGUCUAUUUUUCAAAAUGGCAAAUUACAAACAAUGAAAGCUUUAUGUGUUGUAAAAGAUCAUAAUUUACGUAUAAUACGACCAUUAAUUUAUGUACGAGAAGAAUCAAUUCGUCAAUUUGUCGAAAGUCGAAAUAUAUCAAUAAUUAUUGAUAAAUCCAAAAAAAUCCAACAUUCACCGAUAAAAGAAAAAACUGAAAUGCGUUCAUUCUUAAGCCAACAAGAAACAAUGUUCCCUAAUUUAUUUGCAAACAUAAGAUCAGUUUUACAACCAUUAAUAAGUAACGACAUAACUGUUGAUGAUGGUAAAACUUCAAACGAUGAUAGUAGCCGUAGUAGUGAUAGAUCAAGUAAUGUAUUUUUUGAUUGUGAAAAGGAAUAAAAUUCAUAAAAAGAAAUUCACAGGUAUGUGAAUGAUAUUUUUGGAAUAUAAAUUAUAAAAUGCAUGGCUACACAUACUUAAUUUUGUUGGUGAGCUACUUACAAAUUUUCUGAAAGUAGAGGAAGAUUUUUUUUGCAGUAGCUAUGCAGUGAUAUUUUAGUUACAAAUAUGCUUUUUCUAUUUAUAUAGUAACAUAAAUAAAAAUUUCUUCCAAUCAUACCAAACAG
This is a messenger RNA of Chrysoperla carnea, 4735 nucleotides long. RefSeq lists its product as uncharacterized. The transcript is spliced from 11 exons. The record is from RefSeq and is a predicted model, not a curated record. The coding region runs from base 414 to 4508 and encodes 1364 amino acids. NCBI's taxonomy places the organism in Eukaryota, Metazoa, Arthropoda, Insecta, Neuroptera, Chrysopidae.